Messenger RNA from Triticum dicoccoides, 696 nucleotides. Its product is annotated as histone H2A-like. The record is from RefSeq and is a predicted model, not a curated record. Gene Ontology annotation, cellular component: nucleosome. NCBI's taxonomy places the organism in Eukaryota, Viridiplantae, Streptophyta, Magnoliopsida, Poales, Poaceae. The transcript has a single exon. The coding region runs from base 77 to 544 and encodes 155 amino acids. Gene Ontology annotation, molecular function: structural constituent of chromatin; protein heterodimerization activity; DNA binding.
AGCACAGUCCGCAAUCUCCAAUCGCCACAUCUCCCCACUUCCCGAAUCCUUUUCCCUUCAAGCGCAGUAGAUCGCCAUGGAUGCCUCAGCCACCGUAGCCGCCGGAAAGGCGAAGAAGGGCGCGGCCGGGCGCAAGGCGGGUGGCCCCAGGAAGAAGUCUGUGUCGCGGUCCGUCAAGGCCGGACUCCAGUUCCCCGUGAGCCGCAUCGGGCGCUACCUGAAGAAGGGCCGCUACGCCCAGCGCGUCGGCACCGGCGCUCCCGUCUACCUCGCGGCAGUCCUCGAGUACCUCGCCGCCGAGCUGCUGGAGCUCGCGGGGAACGCCGCCAAGGACAACAAGAAGAGCCGCAUCAUCCCCCGCUACCUGCUGCUCGCCGUCAGGAACGACGAGGAGCUCGGCAAGCUGCUCGCCGGCGUCACCAUUGCGCACGGCGGCGUGGUCCCCAAGAUCAACCCGGUGCUGCUCCCCAAGAAGACGGCUGAGAAGUCGACCAAGGAGCCCAAGUCGCCGAAGAAGACCGCCAAGUCCCCUAAGAAGGCAUAGGAGGCGCGUCGCUUUGCUUAGAUUGUUGUACGUAGCUGGGAUGGAUCUGUUGGGUGUGCUUCAGAGGAGACGAUUGUUGUACGAUGCUGUAUCUUCUCACCUGUGACUUCCAUGGAACGAUGCGUUGCAUAAACAAUUGUGUUCCCUUUGCC